CGCAGGAGGAGGACCGUCACACAGGAGCGGAGCCGCGGCACUGGAGGGAAGCCUCCGAACAUCUCAGCUCAUCUCUGAUAUCAAAGCCCGUCUGUUUCGUGCGGAGCCCUGAUAUAAACAUAUAUUUAUAAUAAUAACUUCCGGAAUUUGCAUAUAUCAGCCAGUGUAGUGGAGGAAAACGGCGUCAUCCUGACCGAGUAUCCGCCAGCAUUUCGGAAAUAACCGAGGAGUUACUACACUCCCCGAGCCCAAGGCGAGCAUCGUGGCUCUGUCAGAAGUGGCAUGUUCCAGGGAUACUGCGGGCACAGUUGAACUCCUGCUUUCACCCAAAGAGGAUUCAAUGAAAAUGUCCGUGUGCGUCCAUGAGAACCGAAAAUCGAGAGCCAGCACUGGCUCUAUGAACAUCUACCUGUUCCACAAGUCCUCCUACGCUGACAGCGUCCUCAUGCACCUGAACUCACUGCGGCAGCAACGGCUUUUCACGGAUGUCUUGCUUCAUGCCGGCAGCCGCUCCUUCCCCUGCCACCGCGCUGUGCUGGCCGCCUGCAGCCGCUACUUUGAGGCCAUGUUCAGCGGCGGGUUGAGGGAGAGCCAGGCCAGCGAGGUUGACUUCCAUGACUCCAUCCACCCGGAGGUUUUAGAGCUCCUGCUGGAUUAUGCAUACUCGUCACGCGUGGUCAUCAACGAGGAAAAUGCAGAGUCACUAUUGGAGGCAGGGGACAUGCUGGAGUUUCAGGACAUCCGUGAUGCCUGCGCUGAAUUCCUAGAGAGAAACCUUCAUCCAUCUAACUGUCUUGGCAUGCUGCUGCUGUCUGACGCCCACCAGUGUACCAAGCUGUCAGAGCUCUCCUGGGGCAUGUGCCUCAGCAACUUCCCGGCUAUUUGCAAGACAGAAGACUUCCUCCAACUGCCCAAAGAUAUGGUGGUGCAGCUUUUGUCACAUGAGGAGCUAGAGACAGAAGAUGAGAGACUGGUUUAUGAAGCUGCCCUUAACUGGAUCAACUAUGACCUGGAAAGGAGGCAUUGCCACCUGCCAGAGCUUCUCAGAACGGUCCGCCUUGCCCUGCUGCCCGCCAUUUUUCUGAUGGAGAAUGUCUCAACAGAAGAGUUGAUCAACGCCCAGGCCAAGAGCAAGGAACUGGUGGAUGAAGCUAUCCGCUGUAAACUGAAAAUCCUGCAGAAUGAUGGUGUCGUUAACAGCCCGUGUGCUCGACCACGAAAAACUAGCCAUGCCCUUUUUCUUCUGGGGGGGCAGACUUUCAUGUGUGACAAGUUAUACCUGGUGGACCAGAAAGCCAAAGAGAUCAUCCCUAAGGCUGACAUACCAAGCCCCAGGAAGGAGUUCAGCGCCUGUGCCAUCGGCUGUAAGGUUUACAUCACUGGUGGGAGAGGCUCAGAGAAUGGUGUGUCUAAAGAUGUAUGGGUUUAUGACACCGUCCAUGAAGAAUGGUCCAAAGCAGCUCCAAUGCUCAUCGCCAGGUUUGGCCACGGCUCCGCGGAGCUGAAACACUGCCUCUACGUGGUAGGAGGUCACACCGCCGCAACUGGCUGCCUCCCGGCUUCUCCAUCAGUGUCACUCAAACAGGUGGAGCAGUUUGACCCAGUGGCAAACAAGUGGACCAUGGUGGCUCCUUUGAGAGAAGGUGUGAGCAACGCAGCAGUGGUCAGCGUCAAGCUCAAGCUGUUCGCCUUUGGAGGAACCAGCGUCACCCAUGACAAGCUGCCCAAGGUGCAGUGCUACGAUCCACAGGAGAAUCGAUGGACUGUGCCAGCAUCCUGCCCGCAACCAUGGCGCUACACAGCCGCUGCCGUGCUGGGAAACCAGAUCUUUGUCAUGGGCGGGGAUACAGAGUUCUCAGCAUGCUCGGCUUACAAGUUUAGCAGCGAGAGCUACCAAUGGACUAAAGUGGGCGAUGUGACAGCCAAGCGCAUGAGCUGCCAGGCUGUAGCAUCAGGGAAUAAACUGUAUGUGGUGGGCGGGUACUUUGGCACACAGCGGUGUAAAACUCUUGACUGCUAUGACCCCACAUUGGAUGCUUGGAACAGCAUCACUACUGUGCCAUACUCGCUCAUUCCCACUGCUUUCGUCAGCACCUGGAAACAUCUGCCCGCUUGAGCGUCAAACCCUCUACCUACAUCGUUUUCAUGAGAUUUCGCUGUUUUGCAUCAUCUACUGGACUCCAACUGUGAAGAAACACAUUCUCUUCCUCUAAAAGAGACAAUGAGCAGUGAUGUACAGACACCCACAUUCAUUUUGAUGUUGCAGAGAUGCAGACACAAGACACGAACAAGCUGGACACUUUACCGGAAUGAUGUCAUCUCUUGUUUCUGAGAAGGAAGCUGAGACACACAGUGCAGUAAUUCAUGCAAAUAAACCAAACAAACUGCUGCUUGUUAUAGGCACAAACUGCAACCAUGCCUACAUCUAGCAUAUCAAGCUCCCAUGCUGCCAUAUGAGGACUGCAAACAUAUUACACAACCUGCAUUUUCCCAUUUAGUCAUGACUGGCCUGUGAGGAUCUGUAUUGAUGUUUUUCUCUAUGAUAAAAAAGAAGAAAAAAAUACUCUCUUCAUGGAGACUGCAAUGUAUAGCAUGAUGAAUGUUGUAUUUAGAUUGAAGGAGGGAGAAUGCAAUGAUUGGUGUGCUAAAGAACAGAAAGCCACUCAGUUUGACUGAAUACAGCUGAUUUAUAAUAAGCACAAUGAAGGAGCAGAUCUCCCCCUUCUAUCCUCUAAUAAGCUCUUUUGUUUGACCCAUGUAUCUUAUUAUUAUUUUUUUUAUUUCAAAGGCGUGCUUCGAACAGCUCAGACACAGAGACAAACUUUGAGUGUUCCUCUUAUGAAAGCUUUGGCAGUUUGCUGUCACUGCAAGCCACGAGGUGUUGAUGACCAACACCAGCUGAGGCUGAGGAGGAUGAAGGGAAUUUGUGCGUGGCCAGGGUGGUGGGGGUGGGGGUUGAGGUGCCUCAAGGUCACGACCUUACAUGUUUGCUGUUUUGCAGCUACGCAUUAAUGCCCGGUGAGUGCCGGUUAACAAACCCACUGUACACAGGGGCAGUAUUCAGUGUUUGGAUUCAGAGCUUCAGAAUGGACACUGUCACAUUCAACUGUACACUUAAUGCUGUAAAAGACCGGCUGUGCUUCUGUUAUUCUGAUAAAAGCAGUGGCUUGCUUGCUGAGUCAUAGAUGAAGCCUUUUUAGAGCAUGUCCACUCAUAGUGAUUCAGUAAAACUGGCAUGAACUCUUCUCUGUGGUCGCAGAAAUCUUGUCACCUUAACCUAAACUGAGAAUUAAUCAGUUUCUUUUUAAACUUGCUGCAAUGUAGUCUUAAUUUAUAUGACAAUGAUUACUCUGUUAUGUUAAUAUGUUUAAUCCUAUUUAUUUCUUCUCUGCCUGCAUUUGUAUGUGAAUGUAUGUUUGGGUUAUGUCAUGCAUGGCCAGGUGUGGUGUUUUAUUUGAUCUCAGUUGGGCUGCAUUUUGCACAGUUUAGUCUUUCCCAGGAGGAACUUGUUCUUUUAAAAGAGACGGAAGUGCAACUCUCCCAGGGUUUUCAGUCAGGUCAGAGUGUGGAUGGAAGAGGAAGAAUGGCUCCAAUGACGUAAAGCAGUUUAGGCCACAGGGUCACUGCCCAAAUAAGAAGACUGAAUGGAUGGUUGAAAGAAAGAAAUAGUCAUUUUACUUCUGAUAGAUUCUCUUAAAGCUCUAACCUGGAUCCAAACCUGCCUUAAAUUGGCCCGUCAGGGCCCGUACCAACAAAACAAGAAGAUACGAAUCAGAAAACAGAUAAGCCUGCUGGAACAGUGCAGCAUGUGACCCAGCAACUACCAGGGACAUCACAGAGUAACCCUGACAUGUUUAAGAAUGCGAUGGCCUGCGCAGCUGUCCUUGAGACAGCUGGAGGACCGUCACAUGUGCUAACAUGGCUCAUUGGAGUGUUAAUCCACAGUCUUCUUCACCAUUAAGUUGAGAGAGAGUUGAAUCCAGUAAGCUGUGCAUCGAUAAGGGCAGACACCGCAGUGCUUUUUCAUUAUAGUGUUAAUGAGAGAUGUAAAAAAAAGGAAAAAAGAGAAAAACACUGCAAGUUCUUAAAGACCAAAAAGCGAGAAUGUCCUAAACACUUGCAUAUGAAAUUCUUGGUAAAUCUAAUCAGUGUUUUUGUCUGUAUGUUUCUCUAAGUAACCUGAACAUUGACGUUUUACAAUUGAAUAUUAAUGGACUCAUUGAAUUUCAAUGUAAGAGGUAAUGUUUCAGUGCAAUGUGUAUAUAAUUUCUUCAGAUGUCUUUCCUCGUGGAUUCAUGAAUCAAACCAAAUCUGUGGAGAUCAAUUGGUAAACAGCCCGGUAAACUCCUGCUCAGCUCCUUAAGCCACCCAGAAGUUCAUCCUUUUAUUGGAAUUUUCAGGACUUCUGUGGAGACCCUUGUGGCUCCAUAAUGUUGACCUCCUCCAGCCAUUGAACACAGAGCCUCUGGCCCCACCAAUCAGACGGGAGCAUUUCUUUCCCAUAGAACACAAGUUUCCCUGGCAACAGCGAGUAAUGAAUGCCCCUUCAAUUUGCUCCUAAUUGCUGAGUGGCAUUUCCCAUUUCUACUCUUGCCCUCGUCUUAUUCUCUGUUUUAUCUGGAAAUCCAGCUGGCUCAGACUGGAACACAGUAUCCUACUUCACAUAAUGAUGUAAAUUAGACAGAAAACACUGUCAGUGUGCAUCAGUUUCUUUUCUUCUGCUUUUUUGUCAUGUAAGAGUUUAUUUCUAUUUUUAUGACAUUAUUUUGUACAUGUGAUUUUUUUCACAAUGUGAAAUUCAUGGCUAAUAAACAUAAGAGUUUUUUCCUCUUGACUGUA
Lates calcarifer (barramundi perch) is the source of this 4839-nucleotide messenger RNA. RefSeq names its product ectodermal-neural cortex 1 (gene enc1). The record is from RefSeq and is a predicted model, not a curated record. Lineage: Eukaryota; Metazoa; Chordata; Actinopteri; Centropomidae. Gene Ontology annotation, molecular function: protein binding.